AUGGCUGGCAUACCGUCAGCGGUUAUCCGUUUCGCUUGUCAUAUUCCGCUUUGGAUUGUGGGACUCACCAAUCUAGGUAACUGGAGAGACAUCAAGAAACAUGAGAUCUUGAGCCAUCCUCCCUACAACCAGUACAUCUUUCCGGCAUGGCAUCUUGCCGGGGGAAUGGGAGUUUUCGCCUUGUCGUGGAACUUAGCCAUGUGGAUUCCUACUGCAGCCUCAUCUGGUGCAUUUCUAUUUUGCAUCGGACUGGUAGACUUUGUGAUAGCCGUGUGUCUUACAGUAGCCGCGGCUUUGCAAGGAACAUAUAUACCACACAAGAAAUCCAGCUGCUCUGAAUUUAUCAGCUCCCAUCCACCCAAUUCUACCACCCCCAGCCUUUUCACCGUUAUUGCCUCCGACAAUUCCACAUUCCCGGACUGGCGUCAUGUCUGCACGAGCUUUGUGGAAACCUGGUCUUGCCAGAUUGCCGUAUGUAUCCUAUAUUUCAUCUCCGCUUUUUUGAGCAUGGUGUUGGGAUGUUGGACAGCCAAUGGAAGGAGCUACAACGGGCAUCACCGCCGUAGCAACUCCUCUAGUUACAGUGGAACCAUUGGAGCCACAUCUCGCACACGAAGCUUUUGCAAGAAGUUCAUAUUCUACAUCAUCUGCUGGCCGCCCUAUUUGGUGCUCUGGAAAGGUCCGAUCUGGUCCAUCCUCAAAAUGAGGUACUUUAGACGAUUCACUAUGAAAUUCUGGCAUGGCUCCAGACAUCGCUCUCCGAAAACAGAACUCUCAGUAUUUAGCGAGAAACAAAAGCCACAGCCAUCUUCCGUGGACAAAUUCGUCGGCCUGUUGCAUGAAGAUCGCAUACAAGAAGGUAUUGCGGCAAAAUUGCAUUUUGUCGAUCUCGUCAACCUGAGUUCAACCUGCAAAUCAGUUCGACAGGCUCUGGUUUCUCCGAGCAAGAAUGUUGACUCCCACGAAAAUCUCCGUAUUCUGAGCUGCACCGAAGGCAGGGUUGCUACCAGUCAAUUGAUGGCAUUCUUCGCUCGCAGGCUCAAGAACAAACAAGUUCGAACUUUAUCUCAGUCGUCUCUUAACUCUGCUGUCUCGCUUCCCAGUUCCGGAUUAACGUUUGUCGAUAACUGUCAAGGUGCCUCGGCUGCCGUGAGUGAGUUGUCAGGCGUUCUCGACGAUGCUAUCGAACAGCUAGAUCUGCAUGGGAAUCUUCGUGAUGGCCUCAAGAGUCACCUCGAGUCACUGGACCAAGAAGCCUCCAAAUAUGCCAAUUGCGGAGUGCCCCGACAUGCUCGCUUUGAUCCGUGGAAUCCAACAUUCCAAGAGUCGGAACUUGUGUAUGUUUCUUGGAAGUGCUCUGCAUCUGUCUACGAAACCGAACGACGACCACACUUUUCGAACGAGAGCCUAAUAUUUGACGAAUUGAAAUUCAUCCGGCCCUCUAUCACAGGCACCACGAAAGCUGCGUCUUUCACAUCCGUUCGUCCCGUCGACUCAGACGCCAGAACGAACCCAAUGCUUCCAGCCCUGAUAGUGGCUAUUCGAGGGACGGAGAACUUGGUUGCACACAUGGUGAAUCUAAAUGGACAGCCAAAGAUGUUCCACCUUCCUACGAUCCGUGACGGAACUUCAAUAAUCGAAUCGAUGCAAGCUCACGGAGGUUUCCUCAAUGGCGCGGAGGCAUUGUUACCAGAGGUCAUUGGCGAAUUGGGUCGGCUUCACGAAUCUGAACCUACCAUAUUCCCCCACGUGGUAUUUACUGGCCAUUCCGCCGGUGGCGCCAUUGCAUCUCUUCUAUAUUUGAAGAUAUUCUCGGAUGCUCAUCGAAUAUACCCCAAUUUUCAAUUAUCCUGUAUCACAUUCGGAAGCCCACCCAUCAUCAAUCCCAGACCGAUGAUGCCCCAGCAACAAAACCGAAAUGGAGUUAUGGUCCUAUCCAUUGUCAAUGAAUACGACCUGGUCACUCGAUCCGACACAUCAUAUAUCCGAUCACUAGCUUCGUUAUUCCGCUCGAUUUACAGACAACCGCCGAUCCUCGAGGCUAAAGAUCCGGACUCAUUGACCAAUUCAGCAUUGGUGACUGAAACAGAAAGUAAUCUUCCAUCCUUUCCUUUCACACAGGCCAGAAAUAUCGCAGAGAACGAAUGGGCUCUUCCACUGCCUGAAUACCACCAUGUCGGCGAUAUAGUUCUCUUGACGAAGGAUUUGGUGAUGUCAAAUGAUCAACUAACGAAUGCAUUGCAUCGAGGAGCAACAGAAAUUGCGCUGAAGGCGCUUAGGGUGCCGCAUGAGGAGUUUGGCAGGAUGCUCUUCUGUAGAAUCGGAGUGCAUAGGCGGAAAGAGUAUGACUCUCGCGUGGAACAGAUACUUGCAGGCCGGUUUAACAGAAGGUCUGGGUGGUGA
Messenger RNA from Rhinocladiella mackenziei CBS 650.93, 2403 nucleotides. RefSeq lists its product as uncharacterized. The record is from RefSeq and is a predicted model, not a curated record. Bases 1 to 2403 code for a protein of 800 amino acids. The transcript is spliced from 8 exons. Lineage: Eukaryota; Fungi; Ascomycota; Eurotiomycetes; Chaetothyriales; Herpotrichiellaceae. Gene Ontology annotation, biological process: lipid metabolic process.